Molecule: messenger RNA, 1668 nt
Organism: Cornus florida
Lineage: Eukaryota; Viridiplantae; Streptophyta; Magnoliopsida; Cornales; Cornaceae
Product: eukaryotic translation initiation factor 4B3-like
Exons: 2
Coding region: 74-1375 (433 amino acids)
Molecular function (GO): mRNA binding; translation initiation factor activity
Source: RefSeq, a predicted model, not a curated record
AAAGAACGCUAUCUCGACCUAUCUACACUGUGAUAUAGAGCGAGAAAGAAACAGAGUUCUAGAGAGAGAAACUAUGGCGGCAGCUGUAAGUGCGUGGUCCAAACCAGGCGCGUGGGCGCUCGAUUCCGAAGAACACGAAAACGAGCUUCUUCAAGAGACCGACAACGACUCCAAGCACUUCAACGGCGGCGAUGCCUCCGAUCUCCUCCGCAACACAGCGGCGCUCACGGACUUCCCUUCCCUUUCCUCGGUGAAGACCACUAAGACAAAGAAGAAGAAGGGCCAAACCCUAUCUCUGGCCGAAUUCUCCACUUUCAGUGCCCCUAAGGCGGCUCAGGUCUACCAAGCCAAAGGCCUCACCACCGAAGAUCUCAUGAUGCUUCCUACCGGUCCUCGUGAGAGAACCGCGGAGGAAAUGGAGCGGUCCAGAGGCGGCGGGUUCAAAUCGUACAGUUCGAGCAGGUAUUCGAGCAGAGACGAAUCGUCAAACCCUAGGUGGAACUCUUCUAGGGGUUCUGACGAGCCUCGUAGACAAGAAGGGUUUGGCAGAGAUUCGAGCAGAGAAUUGGCGCCUUCUCGGGCUGACGAGACUGAUGAUUGGGGGGCUUCGAAGAAAUCAUCGUUUAGUAAUGGAUUUGAAAGGAAAGAGAGAGGGGAGAGGGGGGGAUUUUUUGAUUCGCAGUCGAGGGCGGACGAAUCGGAGAGUUGGGUUUCUAAUAAGAGCUUUGUUCCGACCGAAGGACGGAGAUAUGUUUCCAGUCGUGGUGCGUUUGAUGGUCUCAGAGAGAGGCGCGGAGGUUCUGAGAAUGGUGGUGGUCCCGAUUCAGAGAAUUGGGGGAAGAAGAAGGAAGAGGAGGGACGAAAGUUUGGAGUUAAUGGCGGUGCUUUUGAUAGUCUCAGUAGAGAGAGGAGAGGAGGUUUUGAGUCGGGAAUGAAUGGUGGUACUGAUUCGGAUAAUUGGGGUAAGAAGAGGGAAGAGUUUGUUGGGAGUGAGAGGCCAAAGCUCAAUUUGCAGCCCCGGAAGCUGCCGGUGGGUGAUGGGCAGCAAAAUGGCACUGGGUCACCAGCAAAGCCCAAGGCUUCCAACCCCUUUGGUGAUGCAAGGCCGAGGGAGGAGGUUUUGAAGGAAAAGGGUCAAGAUUGGAAGGAAAUUGAUGAGAAACUUGAGUCAAUUAAGAUUAAGGAGACCACAGAAGGGCCCUCUUUUGGAAAGAGGAGUUUUGGUAGUGGCAAUGGGAGGGCAAGCUUUCCAGAAGGUCGGGAUGGGAGGAGCUGGAGGAAGCCGGACUUCCUUGAUAGUCGUCCAUCAAGCGCUGACAAAAUGGAGUAUGGGGCUGUUGAAGCUGCCGAAGGCAAUGGUGUUGUGCAAGGGUGAUGAUGGUAAAGGUCAGCUUAGAAAGAUGAAGAGAAAAGGAAUGGGACUUGUUACAAAGUUUGAUAUGUGUUUUGAUUUGAUUAUUAGAUCAUUGGGUUCUUUUUUCUUCUAUUGUGUUUGUCCUUACUGGUCUUACUUUUGAGGUUUUGAAGGCAAUUUUGGUAGAUUCCUGACUAGGAGUAUUUUUAUUUAAAGGCUGAAUGGCUUUGUUUGUAGUGGGUGAUACAAUUCUGGAUUAUAUGUUCAUUUACAAUCUCUAUUGAUUACUCUCAAAUUUUGUUGUCUUUGUGAAA